Acanthaster planci (crown-of-thorns starfish) is the source of this 2738-nucleotide messenger RNA. RefSeq names its product ubiquitin carboxyl-terminal hydrolase MINDY-1-like. Lineage: Eukaryota; Metazoa; Echinodermata; Asteroidea; Valvatida; Acanthasteridae. Gene Ontology annotation, biological process: protein K48-linked deubiquitination. The record is from RefSeq and is a predicted model, not a curated record. Gene Ontology annotation, molecular function: K48-linked deubiquitinase activity; cysteine-type deubiquitinase activity; cysteine-type carboxypeptidase activity. Gene Ontology annotation, cellular component: cell periphery; cytosol.
UUAAUAGGGUUCAGGCGCGAUUACGUCACUUCAAGUGACUAUGGCCCUACUGGUGGUCGCUAGAUAGCAAUAAAACUACGGAAAGCACCGGGAAAACUCUUUUUCUUAGCAACGAUUGAAGGAGAGUCGAAGAUUAAGGCAGAAAUGGCCAGCACAAGAAGCGAAGAGAUCCCAACGUGUUCGAGCGAGGGAGUUUACCCGUCCAAUGUUGCUGCUUUGAAGCAGAAUGUGGCAACAGUUGAGGCCCCUCCUUGUGAGAAUGGAACAUCAACAGAUGAUGCCACACCCAGAGCAGGAGGAGAUGAGGAGAUUUCUGCUGGUGCUAAAGGCGGAAUGCCUACAGUGUCAGACACAAGUCCACGGAGUCACACAGCUGAGCAAACCUACCAUGUCAAGUGGAUCAAAUGGCGAGGAAAUAACACACCUAUCAUCACACAGAAUGAAAAUGGUCCUUGCCCCCUCAUUGCCAUCAUGAAUGUGCUGUUGCUGCGGGGAACCAUCCACAUCCCGCAAAUGGUGGAGAUGGUGUCUGCCAGUCAGUUGGUGGGCUACCUUGGGGACUGUCUGCUCAACCGAUCCUUGGAGGUAGAUAAUGCCUCUGAGGGAGUCCAACGCAACUACGAGCAGAACAUCCACGAUGCAAUGGAGAUAAUCACCAAGCUGUCAACAGGUUUAGACGUCAAUGUCAAAUUCACAGGGGUCAAAGACUUUGAGUACACUCAGGAAUGCGUGGUGUUUGACCUGCUGAAUAUUGUACUGUGCCAUGGCUGGCUGUAUGACCCACAGAACACGGAGAUUGUUUCAGCUGUAGGCACUUGCAGUUAUAACCAGGUAGUGGAGAAGAUUAUUGCAAGCAAGAGCUCUAAGGAUGAAAACGAACAGCAUCAAGGUCUGGUUGCUGAGCAAUUCCUGGAGAGCACAGCAGCUCAGUUGACAUUUUACGGUUUGUGUGAGCUGAAUGCUGCCACGGAAGAGGGAGAACUUUGUGUAUUCUUCAGGAAUAACCAUUUCAGCACAUUAAUCAAACACAGUAGUGAACUGUGCAUAUUAGUGACGGAUCAGGGUUUUUUGACGGAAAGCAAUAUCGUCUGGGAGACGUUGAGCAGUGUGGAGGGAGACAGUGGGUUUGUAGACGGAGAAUUCAAUCCAAGCCCCCCAACCAGUCAUAUGGCACCUGGAGCGGCUGUCAAUAUGUCACCAGACCAGCAGCUAGAUGCAGAUUACCUGGUGGCAUUGUCUCUUCAACAAGACCAACAACAGGAAGCCAGGCUCAGCCAGCACCAAGACCAAGACACACAUGUGGCAGGGAUGGCUUCAAUGUCAGAUCAUGAGCUAGCAUUACAACUCCAAGAGCAGGAGGACCGUAGACUUGCCCAGAACCUAGCUCAAGAAGAACGGCAAGCCCAGCAAGAAGCCCCACCCCAGGGGGCCCAAGCUGCUACCCCACCCCAACCAGUCCCUGCAAACUCCACCAACAGUCAUCAUAAGGAAAAAUCUUGCACAUUAUUGUGAGGAGGGGUUCCAGUAGUUACGUCUUUCUUUUGCCCCAUCCGUGAACCACCUGGAGAGGCGUCAUGUUCUAAUCAGCGCAACAAACGACACAGCUAGUCGACUUCACCUAUUUGGCAAAGAAGAUUGAAGUUUCCCAUCACUACCAGAUGUUGAGUCACUGCAGAAAACUUGCCUUAUUUAGCACCAAGAGGUAUACUCUGUCUCAUCCUACAGGUGUAUUUAUUUCUGAAAUCACUCAUGUAUCAUUCCUGGGAGUUUUUUCCAGGAUUUUUUUCUCCCUUCGGAGGGCUACUAAGCCAAAAGCUUAGCGUUUUUAACUGAACAUAUGAAGAAUUGGCCAGUAACCAGUCAGAGAGCAAGAAAUGCAGCUUAGCAAAUGUUUGUUGAUACUUGUUUCAUAAAUUCAUUUAGUGGAUUUUGCUUAGUCUGGUACCAGUCCCUUUGUACGGUCAAAGACCAAAGGCAUACUGAUACAGAUCUGGUACCUAGACACCUUUGUCUGGGUGUAACCUAUGCUGCUCUUAGUUUUGAUUUCAGAUACUAGAAACAAAGUAAAGCAUUUCACUUGGUUUGCAUAAAACAUAUUGACUGUGUAGACACUUUCAUGCCUCUUGAAGGCAUGUCAUGAGAUCAUAUAACAGGUUCAUGAGUUCAACUUGUAGACUAGCUUAAAGUACAUGGACAUGUACAUCCAGGUAUUCCUGUGAUUAUUAUUUUCGUGAAUCACCGUGCAUACAGUAAAUCCUCGUCUUCAUGAUAGUGGAGUUGUUGAUCGCAUGUUAUAAAUUUGUUCACUCUGGUGAUCAGUUGAUGGAACAUUUGACUAUCUGAUGGGCACGAACCCCAAUAAUUGCGAUGCAGUCAUACAACUGCUCGCACAAAAUUGAUUCUGAACCCAUGAGCGAUGAUGAUCCUUCGAAUACAAAGAAGCAACUUAAUAAACAAUUACAGCAACUGCCAGAAAACACAGGAACAUCUGUUGAAGCCCUGAUUGGGAACAAGACAGCUUCUUGUCACAAGUUUACAGCAAAUGAGAAAGAACAGCAACUUGCCCACAGAGAGGAUUCAGUCAGGUGUUGAAUUGAACGAGUCAUUCAACCGUGACACAAAUGUGUACUGCACUCCCCCUCAUGCAAGCGUGUGGUACUGCAUUGUUUGCUUAUGUGAAGAGGUGGCUGAAUGUCUGCAUGUAUACAUGUGGUCAUACGCAGCAAGGUAUGAGACGG